CUUCAGUUCAACUUUGAGUGACACUCACUUUAACCAUGUCUGCUCUCUGGCUGGAGUUCAUACUCAUCCUUUGCUUCUAUGGCACAGCUUGGACUGAUGCAGACGUGGAAGGAGUGGUACGGAAACAUGUUGGACAAUCCGUCACUAUCCAGUGCAGAAGUACUUCCAAUCAAGAGACCCUGAAUUUGAAGAAGGGCCUCCAUGAGGAGCGGGAUAUUUUUUACGCAACAGUUCAUUCAGACAAACGUACUAUUGACAGCAAAUUUACUGACAGACUUCAGUACCAUGAAAAAUUCCCCAAUGUGGAAAUCCUCAUCAAAAACUUGACCCUGAACGAUACAGGACCGUACUGGUGUGUGUACAAAACGAUUGAAAACUAUGGACAAAAAAUCACAAAAGGCAGUGGCUCUGUGCUCCUGGUGGUGACAGAAAAGCCUUCAACAGUUGUAGUGCGUGAGUGUCAGCCGCCCCAGAAUGACAUGGUCCUGUGGGCUGUGGUGAUCGCCGCUGCUGUGCUGAUUCUCAUCCUCUCAAUUCCCCUCAUAAUGAUGAUCCUCAAGACCAAGCCCUCGCAUAACACAGUGAAAAGAAGGCAACAAGUUCCAGUCAACGAUGUUUAUGAGGACAUGCGCGGCACAAUCAGACGCUGAAACUGUCAGCCCACACCAACAUGAAACUGAAUUUUCAGCACCGCUGUGCUGCAAAGAAAUCACCACAGCAGCUCAGUCUGUUCUCACGAUUCAGUCCUUGUGUGGGUGUCACUGAAAAAAACACAAGGAGAUGUGUAAAAUGGUGCAACACAAGAACACUUGCCAUUGAAUCUGUAGAUUAUAUGUAAUCUUUUUAUAACAGAAAUGUCACCUGUGUCAGCCUUGUUCUGGGAUGUUCCAGGAUGAACAGAUUUUGAUUCACUUUAUUUUGUGAAGAUGUUCUUCUUUGUUUUCAGGUUUUCUUAAACAUAUUUUGUAAAAUUUUUUAUACAAUAAUUUUUAUACAAAAAUACAAUAUUUUAUAUUUUAUAUUUUUAUACAAUAUUGCCAGUAAUUAGUGGAAUCAAUAACUGGCACCUGGCAGGGUUGCUUGGUGGGUGUGCGGCGGGGGACUAUGUUGAAUGAAUAUGAGAGACUGAUUGAUGAAAACUUGUGAUCUGUUGAUGUGCGCUGUGUGAAUGUUCCCAGCUUCUGAAAAGGAGCACAGCAGAAAACGUUUGAGAACAGUUGAUGUAAAUAAAGGUAGGGUUCAUCUGAAUAUGAUGUCAAAUACUGUGUAUUGUAAUUCAAAUAAACAUCUACCAUUUAUAUGAAUCUACUUUACUGUAUUUUGUGUAGGAUGUGGCACUAAGAUCAGUACAUAAUAACACAACAUAAUAUACAGCACUGGCAUCCCACGAAGAACAGCACACACCACAUUAUUUAUGACGCUCAUAAAUUUGUGUGUGUACAGUAUG
Archocentrus centrarchus (flier cichlid) is the source of this 1447-nucleotide messenger RNA. RefSeq lists its product as uncharacterized. The transcript is spliced from 4 exons. The coding region runs from base 36 to 650 and encodes 204 amino acids. Gene Ontology annotation, biological process: adaptive immune response. The record is from RefSeq and is a predicted model, not a curated record. Gene Ontology annotation, molecular function: signaling receptor activity. NCBI's taxonomy places the organism in Eukaryota, Metazoa, Chordata, Actinopteri, Cichliformes, Cichlidae. Gene Ontology annotation, cellular component: membrane.